AGAUUCGGAAUUCCAUGGCCGCGAGAAACGGCCAGACGGUGGUGUUGCUCGCCGGAUAUAUCAAAGUCACACACGCACGAUAGGUGGAUGGGCUUCUCCACGGGACGGCAAACGGGUGGUUGUCCGGCUGAGUGAGAGUGCCAAUAUAUAUAGAGGGAAGGGGAAACCCGCCGCGGCACUCCAAAGUACACAGCCUCCGCGAUUGCAGUUGGUGUGCUUGGCUGGGUUUGCGGUUCCCUCUACCACUUCCAACGAUAUACCCAUUCCUCGAGGUGUCGCGGCCGUGCCAACAACCCAGUCGUCGUCGUCGUUGUCGUCGUCGUCGUUUCAACGGUCUCACCGUACCGUCUCGUAGCCCUCGACGACACCGGGACAACGUACCGAGGACCGCUGUCGUCGUCCCCAGCAACAGCCGGCUACCAUAAUCUACACAGCAUGAAGCUCGCACUGCUCGCAUUGCUGGCGACCGGCUGCCUGAUAGUCGCGGCCAGAUCGGAAGACGAGUACGACUACGAAGAAGAGGGCGCUGCGCCGGCCCCGGUGACCCCGUCGACCUCGGCGAAGCCGACUUCCGGCCGGCUGGGAGGUCUCCUGUCCUCGAGAGGGCGAGUCACCGUUGGCAGAAAGGGACCAGCUACCACGCAAGCGACCACGGCGAAGCCCGUGGAACAGCCGGCGGAAGCGGAAGAGGAAGUCGACGAGGAACUCGAGGAGAAUCAAGAACAAGAGGACGUCCCCACCACGACCACGGAGUCGUCCAAGAUCGUGCGCAGCGGAGUUAGACCCUUCAGGUCUGGAUCAAAUCAGGACUUAUUGGCGGCCUUGAAGAGAAGGAGAGCCCAGGUGCCCAGCCAUCGGGAGACCUCCUCGGCUGGCCAGCCCGCCGAGUCCACCACGCCGAAGUCCAAAGCCAGCACAAGCAGCCGCGCCAAGAGCACCGGCACGACAGAAUCGAAGUCGUCGGUCCGCGGCAGGUUCGGCGGUACCAGAGGCAAGCCGGUGCAGGAAGAGGUCGAGGAGACCCAGCGGGAGGAGGUGCAGGUGAAGGCGAAGCCGUACCGCCGCGGAUAAGGGAGAGUCGUUGAGAGCCCUCGGUCCAGCACCCGUAAACCGCGCGGAAUAAAGAAAUCGAAGGUGAUCUAGCCUCACAGUGAGCGACACGCCAAUUAUCCUCGCGUCGGAGGGAACGGUCUCGGGACGGUCGCUCUUGGUCAACGGAACGUGUCCGUGUAUACAGGGUGUCCCGCGACUGCCGGUACAACCGAGGCGCGGCAGCUGUCACAGGGAAAUUCGAUUCCGUAGAUGUCGGCCCACCUCGGCUGGCUGCCGCUCGACCGUAUCGUUCGUUGCGGGACAUCCUGUACAUAUGUUUAGAAGGAAAGGCUGCCACUCGCAGAACGGCUGAGCUGUUUACUGUAUAAAUGUAAAUUAAUACGACAAUAAAGAAAAGUCUGCGAAAGAA
Messenger RNA from Megalopta genalis, 1462 nucleotides. RefSeq lists its product as uncharacterized. The record is from RefSeq and is a predicted model, not a curated record. Lineage: Eukaryota; Metazoa; Arthropoda; Insecta; Hymenoptera; Halictidae.